This is a messenger RNA of Podospora anserina S mat+, 1332 nucleotides long. RefSeq lists its product as uncharacterized. The transcript has 4 exons. The coding region runs from base 1 to 1332 and encodes 443 amino acids. Gene Ontology annotation, cellular component: nucleus; cytoplasm. The record is from RefSeq and is a predicted model, not a curated record. Lineage: Eukaryota; Fungi; Ascomycota; Sordariomycetes; Sordariales; Podosporaceae.
AUGGAGACCCCAGCGAUUCCCAUGCCCAACGAUGCGCGGGAGCAGGAGAUUCUGCAGAAGCUCACGGCUAUCCGGGAUCAACUGCUGCUCCUAAAGAUGGACCGAACAAAGUACAUUCGGAGCCAAGAUGUCAUGGUGCAAUACCAGGAACUGGUGGAACAAGUCAAGCUGCUGAACGAGGUCCGAAAAGGGGCACAUCUAGGGGAGAACAGACUCGACAAGGUGCUCGAGAGCUGUUUCCAACUCAUCUCCCUUUUCUUUAUGACGAUUGGGCGAACGACCGACGUUCCCGCCGCCUAUGCCCUGACCUCGACUGUGAAGCGACUCCUCGAUCAUCUCACAGAAGCCGGUCUCUUCUCGCCAAAAGAUCUCGACAGCCUUUCGGAUACACUGGGAAGGUUGGAUGGGAUCUUGAAGAACGCGAACGCACAACAUUCACCAUACCUGGUCGAACUCCUUUCCAAACGCGAAGAGCUAUGCAAGACGAUGCUUGCAAAGUUGCGGGAAAAGCUGGACGAGCUGGAUAAACCUUUGCAGGCCAUCUAUGAGAGGUUAAUAUCUAUCAUGAGAUCAAUGUCGCUUGCCAACACCAAGACAAAGUUCGCCACAUCCGAAGUCCAGAAGCUGCAAGCAAAGCUCAAGGAGAUUGAAGAGUCCAGAGUGGAUGGCAAGUUUGUUGAUGAAGAAGGGAACGAAAUCCGUGGCAGCGACCUAGUCUCAGCACUUCUGGCGAGGUGUUUGAGGUGGUCAGAUAUCGUGUUGGAGAGAAAGGGGCAAAUACCUGAAGCUUUCAGAACAAAAUACGAGAUUCUCACCGGUGUGCGCAACGAUCUUGAAAAGCUUUCCAUCACGCAAGCCUGGUCCCUCCGAGAAACCGAUUUGUACGAUUUCCAACGAGAGCUCGACAAGAUUGACGAGAGUAGGGUGGACGGGAACUGGGUCGACGACGAGGGCAACCCUGCCGAACUGUACGUUCAACGAACGCUGCUUUACCUCAUCAGACGCAGCUACGGCUACAUUUAUUACCUGAUGAACUCGUCUGAGCCAGUGUCAGAGGCGUUGUUACCGGUGUACAACCAGUUGCAGACGUUGAAGAGGUGUCUGGUGGAGGUCAAAAACUCGGGAGGCGUGAGCUCGGUUAGGGAGUUAUAUCCUUAUAGCAUGAAGCUUAAUUCAAUCGACAACAUGCGCGUCGAUGGCAAGUUCAUGGUUGGCAACGAUAUUCCAGAGGGACAGGGAAGUGUCAGUGAGCUGCUGGCUGAGUGCUUUGACCUCAGCUACGAGCUCAGGGUGGCCGCGGAAGAACUGGAAGAUGGCAGUGCUGAUAGCUAG